UGGAAAGUGCAUCCACAGUGUAGGGAGAAAAUUGGUGAUUCAUGCGGCCUUACUCCUGCAUAUUUAAAGGAAGCGUUCAAAGAGAUGUUCAUCAAGGAUACCGGAAAUGAUGGCUGGACACCGUCCGAGUACAACAUUUCAACGCAGCAGGCAUUCGCUUUUGAUCCGGUGGAUAGUUCGUCCAGCACCAAUAGUUCGGCACCUUCGACACCGGCUUUUCCAGCCAUACAUUCCGGUAAGUUCCUUUCCGAUUCGCUGCCGGGCGAAAUGACUCAGUGA
This is a messenger RNA of Gongylonema pulchrum, 279 nucleotides long. Lineage: Eukaryota; Metazoa; Nematoda; Chromadorea; Rhabditida; Gongylonematidae. The record is from the annotation of a GenBank genome assembly.